This is a messenger RNA of Pygoscelis adeliae (Adelie penguin), 1632 nucleotides long. RefSeq names its product sterile alpha motif domain containing 7 (gene SAMD7). Gene Ontology annotation, molecular function: protein binding. The transcript has 8 exons. The coding region runs from base 1 to 1632 and encodes 543 amino acids. NCBI's taxonomy places the organism in Eukaryota, Metazoa, Chordata, Aves, Sphenisciformes, Spheniscidae. The record is from RefSeq and is a predicted model, not a curated record.
AUGACUCCACGAGAUCACAUGAGAAAAAUGUCUAUCCUGGGAGAACAAGGAACACUAGAAGAAAAGCACUUAUACCGAUUAGCAAGUGGCAUGGCCGCAGGAGAACUGCGGCAGCGGCAAGAGAUGCUAAUGAGAAAUCAGUUGAUGGCAGUAAACCCUCAGCUAAUGGGCACAGGCCAGCAGAGAAUGCAGGCGAUUCCCUCCCAGUUUGAGCCUCGACUGGUAGACAGAGAUCUGUUACCUUCAGCUGAAGUGAUGGCAUCAGCUGACCCAAGACAAAUCCAUAUAGCGUCCCACCUUGGACCCACAGUCCCACAGCAUGCAAACAUGCCGAACAUAUUGUCCAACCGUGUUUACCCAGGCCCAGGAUAUAGCUUUCUGCAACCAGAAUCCAUGGAAGCUGUGGCCAGAAGACAGGAAUUGGUUCAAAAGCAAAACAUUGCCAGAAUGGAAAUGGAGAUGAGUGCUAUUUUUCAGCAAAAAGAAAUGGAGAAAGCUCAUCGGAAAGGGCUACUGGGCCUGGAAGCACCCUUCCUUUACCAUGGGAUGCCAGCUAGUCCCAUUGCUUUCCGUGGCAGGCACAGACUACCUGAAGGCCAUCUUCCCAGCGACUUAUAUGUUCAUCGUACCACCCUCGAUGAAAUUCAUGGCAACGCUAUGCUCAUGGCAACCAGCCCAUACCCUCCAGUCAGCACUUUGCAAAGGGAGAGGGGACGUCGACCUGGGAGAAGAGCUGGAAAUCACAAAACUGCAGAGUGUAGUGCCAAUGGCACAAAGAACCAAGCUGAUGACAAAACUACGGACCCCGCUUCAGCUGCAGCAGACGAUGAGAAAGAAGACAAGAAAGAAGCAGAGGUGGAGACACCAAACAAACAUGAACAAAGCAAAAACCAGACUGAGCCAUGUGCAGUUGCCAAAAACUGUAAAGAGUUUGAACAAGGCUUGAGAAAAAACUGUGCUACUCAUGAAAUUUCUGCUGAAACCAACAGCUGCAGCAACACAAAUGAGAAGGAACCUAAUAGCUCCUGUGCUGCUUUUGAUGACAAGUACAUGUACCCUUCUGCAAUCCCAUUCUCAGCGUUACCAUAUGGAUUUCCAGUACCCAGCAACCCAUUGCUACCUUCAGGAGCACAUGGCCUGAUACUGAAUGGAGAAGACAUUUCUUCCAUUGAAGACAUUCGCAAGUGGACGGUUGAUGAUGUAUACAACUUCAUCGUUAGCCUCCCAGGCUGUUCAGAUUAUGCCCAGAUAUUUAAAGACCACGCUAUUGAUGGAGAAACCCUCCCACUGCUAACAGAGGAACAUCUCCUGGAUACAAUGGGAUUAAAACUUGGACCAGCAUUAAAAAUCCGCUCUCAGGUGUCUCGACGUCUGGGCAAUGUGUUCUACAUGAUGAACCUUCCUCUGCCCGUGCCCCUGCCACCUGCUCCAGGCAAACCCUCAGAUCAGCCCUCUGACAUAGCCUCCCCUCUUCACUGCAAUAGCAGUGGCGAUAUGCUGGAUAGUCCCUGCUCUCAGGACCCAGAAACUUCAAAAGCAGUGGAACAGAUCGUUUCAGAAAGCAGGGAAAAUCCGUGUGACACAGCUGGAUCUCAGGCUGACUUCCAGAUGAUCACUUUUCAGAAAAGUUGA